AUGUAUCCGAUCUCUGAUUUAACCGCGUUUUGUCGCAAAACGACUGGGGAUGUUCCCCCACAACUUGUGGGUGCGUCUACCACUGUGGUGGGGUCCAAAAUGUACCUCUACGGAGGCUGUUUGGCCUUCGAGCGCAGAAUGGUCUCGGACAUCUACACAUUCGAUUUUGAGACAUUCGUGUGGGAGCGGUUGAACCAACAUCCUGAGGACGACGUCCCCACAGCGCGCUAUUUUCAUAGCGCUAAUAUCUGGCGCAGCUAUCUCAUCAUCUUCGGCGGUAGGUCCAUCAAGCCCCAAUCAGAGGCCAUAGAAGCCCUUUGCGUGUUGAACGACAUAAGAAUGUUCGAUAUAACCACGGGUCACUGGCUUCCGUCGAGUAUAACCACAUCAGAGACGUCGCCUUUAUCAUUCAUCCCUACCGCCCGUUUUGCACACCUCAGUUCUGUUUCCGCUGAUCGUCUGUAUAUCAUUGGUGGGCAAGAUUUGGCACUUGACCUACUGGAUGACUUGUAUAUCUAUGAUCUCGCUGCAAAGGUUUGGUUACAACGACGGGAAUAUUCUCGGCAUUGUAGCACUUACCGCAGCGUUGCGGUGACCCCGGAUGUGCACGUUCACUUGCCUCAGGAGGAGUCAAGCUCAACCUCAUCACCAACUUCUGAUAUUGGUAUUGCUGGUACUCGCUUCAAGGUAAACGGGGCCGCACCAACGCCUUCUGUUACACGACCGGAUUCACUUGUACAUCUCCCCUAUUCUAAAGCUCUAACGUCCGAUCACCCUUGUGACAUAUUUGUAUUCAGUAAUCACAACUUUACCGACGUACAGCGUGAGUUCCAGGUGAUUUCUCCUCUUUCUGACGGAGACAUUGCUGUCUCCGAUCGUUCGAACACUAUGACUGGAACGUCAUUCCCCCCUGGACUUCGAUUCCCCACCGGUGCAGUUCUUGGGACGUAUUUUAUUGUCGCAGGUACUUACAUCUCGCACACGUAUCAAUCAUUCUCGAUAUGGGCUCUGGAUCUCCUCGACAUGUCGUGGAUACGGAUCGAUCGCGGCAGUGCCCUCGCUACAGGGUCAUGGUUUCGCAGCUGUCUGUGGUCUACUCAAAAUAAGCUUCUGGUGUUCGGGGACAAGAACGGGAAUCUGGUAGAGGACUAUGACCGCCGUCUUCUCAACUGGGACUAUGUUACAUCUAUUGAUCUCGAAGCAUUCGGCAUCUACCAGCCUCCCUCACCUAUUAUUAAUAUUCGUUCGCAAGAGCUCGGCCUUGCCGCAUUGGAGGAGGGCGUACUUGCAGAUUUUGAGAUCAUUUGCAAUGACGACCGUAGGAUCAAGUGUUCCCGCAAAUUGCUGGAGGAGCGAUGGCCAUGGUUCAAGGAGCAGCACAGGCUGUUCGCUCAGUCCGUACUCGCCUAUUUACGUGUGGGGCCACCUGAUUUGUUCGGCGUCGACGACCAGCGAAGGCAACGCCCAGAUCCCCGGCUGACACCCCGCUCUUUCUGUCUCUCAGAGCCUUACCCAGUCGCGCUGGCGCUCGUACAAUACUUUUAUUCGACCGCUUUGAUUACGCCUUUGCAACGGGCUCCAGCUGUCCUGAGCCAGCUCCUGUUGCUUUCAAGUAUCUAUGACCUGACACACCUACAGUCGCUUGUCAAGCAGGCCAUGCACCAAGCUCUCAGCAAUGCAACGUCUGCUGGUAUAUACAGCGUUGCAACGCUUUGCAGCUGUCGCAGUCUUCAGAUUCGGGCUCUGCGCGUGGUGAUAGCUUCUAGUCAGAAACGUCCAGCUGGAGCCCGUCCUCAGAAAGACAAGGAUCGGACUUCCACUAGUCAAAAUCAUACCAACGUACAAGACGACAUUGCUGGACGUCCGAGGACCUACGGAAAUGACGGUGAAAAUCUAUCAUCCGAAGCACAUACACGCGUCAGAUCUCGCGGGAUGUCCGACACCUCCGACAUACGUGGUUCGGCGGAAGCUGACGAUCCAAGCCUCUGGGAAAGUACUAAUGAAUUGCCGCGAGAAAACACCAUUACCGCGCAAGCUAUUACUCGUGAGGAACAACGUAUCCUCACGUUGAAUGCAAGCGUGGUGUCUGCAUUGGAAGAUCUGUUCAGCUGGAGGUUUAAGGACAGAACAUCUCGCAUGAGUGUUCUGUCUCCGGUGGAAUCAUGGCGCUUUCGCCGUGCACUAUAUCGAAUCUGGUUGAUAUCAUACGUAUACGGAAUGGAGGGACAUUACCUUAAGCGGCCUACGAUGCCAUGGUUCGCACGUACUGUUUCCGAGGAUUCGGACUCGGAGAAAUGGCUAAACGAGCAGAAGGAAGUUCUGGACACCUUUCUUGCUGCUGAGCUUCGUCAGAUAGAGUCAGUGGUGAAAUUCUUGCAGAUAAUUGCAGACUGGGCUGUGACUGCUCAUUUUAAGAGCAGCAUCGAUCAGGACUGGGACUAUUUGGGUGGUAUGAUGGCCGCUGACUACGGAUUGUUGGGUGGCGUGCUGUCACAAAAUCAUGCCGAGUCGGCGAUGUCGCGCACUCUCCGACAGACCGAUUUCAACACACUCAUGGAUGCUCUAUUUGACAGCAAGAGCGAAAAAUAUGCACAGUGGUCGAAAGAAGACUGGAUUUGUUUGGAUUGUUACCAGGAGUUUAUAUCAGAAACUAUGCCAAUAUGGUGGCUCAAGCGCAAGCGCAGCGGUAAAUCUCUUCUUUAUCAGACAAUAAUGCUUGAUUUCAAUCCGUUUUGUGUAGACGGCAUCCCAAUCAUGCCGGAUUGCAGGCAUGGAUAUUACUGUCGCAAACAGAUCGGUACUGCUGGGUUGGAACAUGCGACAAUGUUCAACGUUGGUACUCCGACGCUACACUAUUAA
Messenger RNA from Fibroporia radiculosa, 2859 nucleotides. RefSeq lists its product as uncharacterized. The record is from RefSeq and is a predicted model, not a curated record. Lineage: Eukaryota; Fungi; Basidiomycota; Agaricomycetes; Polyporales; Fibroporiaceae. Gene Ontology annotation, molecular function: protein binding. The coding region runs from base 1 to 2859 and encodes 952 amino acids. Gene Ontology annotation, cellular component: cytosol; mitochondrion. Gene Ontology annotation, biological process: cell redox homeostasis. The transcript is spliced from 11 exons.